Messenger RNA from Orcinus orca (killer whale), 2425 nucleotides. RefSeq names its product capping actin protein of muscle Z-line subunit alpha 1 (gene CAPZA1). Gene Ontology annotation, molecular function: actin filament binding. Gene Ontology annotation, biological process: actin cytoskeleton organization; barbed-end actin filament capping. Gene Ontology annotation, cellular component: F-actin capping protein complex; actin cortical patch. The transcript has 10 exons. The record is from RefSeq and is a predicted model, not a curated record. Lineage: Eukaryota; Metazoa; Chordata; Mammalia; Artiodactyla; Delphinidae. Bases 95 to 955 code for a protein of 286 amino acids.
GGAUCCUUCAGACGGCCUUCGCUGUGAUUCCAUCAUUCGGCCUCCUUCCCGGCCUGCCUCGCGCCAGGGCCGGGCUGGGCCAGAGCAGCCCAAGAUGGCCGACUUCGAGGAUCGGGUGUCGGAUGAGGAGAAGGUACGCAUAGCUGCUAAAUUCAUCACUCACGCACCCCCAGGGGAAUUUAACGAAGUGUUCAACGAUGUCCGGCUACUACUUAAUAAUGACAAUCUCCUCAGGGAAGGGGCAGCACAUGCAUUUGCCCAGUAUAACAUGGAUCAGUUCACACCUGUGAAGAUAGAAGGAUAUGAAGAUCAGGUCUUAAUUACAGAACACGGUGACCUGGGUAAUAGCAGAUUUUUAGAUCCAAGAAACAAAAUUUCCUUUAAGUUUGAUCACUUACGGAAAGAAGCAAGUGACCCCCAGCCAGAGGAAGUAGAUGGAGGUCUGAAGUCUUGGAGAGAAUCCUGUGACAGUGCUUUAAGGGCCUAUGUGAAAGAUCAUUAUUCCAACGGCUUCUGUACUGUUUAUGCUAAAACUAUAGAUGGGCAACAGACCAUUAUUGCAUGUAUUGAAAGCCACCAGUUUCAGCCUAAAAACUUCUGGAAUGGUCGUUGGAGAUCAGAAUGGAAGUUCACCAUCACACCAUCUACAGCCCAGGUGGUUGGAGUACUUAAGAUUCAGGUUCACUAUUAUGAAGAUGGUAAUGUUCAGUUGGUUAGUCAUAAAGAUGUACAGGACUCAGUAACUGUUUCGAAUGAAGUCCAAACUGCUAAGGAGUUUAUUAAAAUUAUAGAGCAUGCAGAAAAUGAGUAUCAGACAGCAAUUAGUGAAAACUAUCAAACAAUGUCAGACACCACGUUCAAGGCCUUGCGCCGGCAACUUCCAGUUACCCGCACCAAAAUCGACUGGAACAAGAUACUCAGCUACAAGAUUGGCAAAGAAAUGCAGAAUGCUUAAAGGCUGAAUGUAGGAUUCUUCAAUACAUGGAAAGAAAGGAUGCAAUGUGUGGUCAUAUGAUAAAUAAGUGAUUUAUAAACAAGAGUGAUAUUUUGCUAGGGCUUUCAAAGUUAACAGGUUUUCUAGCCUCAUGGAAUACUGUUGAACCUAUAGCAUUGUCUUGAUUCUUUUGUGUUUUCUGCCUGGUAAUUUUCUGUUUUCACUAUAUCUACUUGUAAAUCUUUUUUUUUUUUUUCCAAUUCUGCCACAUUUAAUGAUGGAGAGAGAUAUCUAUCCUGGAGUCAUUUUACUGUUUAGAAAAUUUUCCUAGCCAUGAAGCCCUGUCACUGACAUAGACAGGUAAUAUGUUCAGUACUUUUCUACCCAGUCCUUCAAAGCACUUCUGGUACUUCAGUGGUUUUUACUGAUCAACCAACAGCUAAAGAGGCUAUGCUACAAACUACAGCUGAAUGGAAGACACAUUCAUCCUUCUCCCUCCAGUUGCUUUGAUCAUCAUUUAUAGCAUCUCAUAACUAUAGUUUCAAACAUUUGGAUUGGGGUUUUUCAGACCCUUUUUAGAGGCAAAGGAAGUUUUCUGGAAGUUCCAUUAUAGCCAGCUUCUCUGGGGAAGUUGUUUUUAAAUCCAAAGACUUGAACCACAUUCCCUACAAAUGAACGUGUUUGCUUUCUUCCCUUCCAUCACUGUUUCCUUCUCAUCUAGUACCAUUAUAGUUGUAGACAUGUGCAUUUUUAGAAGAGUUUUACCCACUUAUUAUUUUUUUAAUAUUCAAAAACUGCUGACAUACUAGGGAUAUAGUAGAGUAUAAAACUUGAAAAAAUGCAGAUGUUGAAGGAAUAAUAGGUAUCUUGUGCUUUAAUACUUUGUGGCAGAAUUGUACUAUAAGCGAAUGAAUCAAACAACUAUGUUAAUCUCAAACAAAACUAAAAAUGAACCAAAGUGAGAAGGACAACGUUCAGACAGUAUCUUUCUAUUGUAACCUGUUAUUUAAGGGAAUACUAGUGAUUUGUUCUAAAUAGGAUGUAAAACUUUUUCCAAAUUACUUCCUCAGUCCUGCCUGCCAACUCAAAUAUAACUGUGAUAUAGCAACCCUUCCCAAGUUUAUUGGCAGGUAAGGUGUGAUCUCAGAAUACACAGGUAACAUAGAUAUGAUAUAACUGGUAAUGGUGGAUUCAUUUACAUUGUUUACACUUCUAUGACCAGGCCUUAAGGGAAGGUCAGUUUUUUAAAAACCAAGUAGUGUCUUCCUCCAAAUACAUGUCAAAAGAAGGGUUUGUGUUUCAGCUUUGUUUCUGCUUGGUAAUACAGUCAAGCAAGAGUUUAUUUCCAAGUGACCCAUUGAGCUGUGUAAGCAUUUUUGUUUAUUUCAAAUAAAAUAUAUUUGUAUUAUUUGUCAUUCAUACUAUCCAUCCAUACCACACUAUCCUCUGUAUCAGGUAGUCCAAUAGAAAUAUACCUGUUUUGUUCUUAAA